Molecule: messenger RNA, 3668 nt
Organism: Canis lupus familiaris (dog)
Lineage: Eukaryota; Metazoa; Chordata; Mammalia; Carnivora; Canidae
Product: melanoma-associated antigen 10-like
Exons: 4
Coding region: 2069-3118 (349 amino acids)
Biological process (GO): negative regulation of transcription by RNA polymerase II
Cellular component (GO): nucleus
Source: RefSeq, a predicted model, not a curated record
AGAAAAGAGCCUUGCCCUCAUGCUAGUCCUGAGAAGACUGCAGCAGGGUGUGGAGCACAGGGGCAAUUCUUUAUCCCCCCAACUUACUUCUCUGGCAUCUGAAGGAGUUGGUGGCCAUGGGGUGAUGAACCAUCCUCAGGUCAGCAGAAGGGAAGGGGUGCAGUCCCUGUCAGGAAUAAACAUGAACACUUUUAGGAUGGAAAAUGGGACCUUCUACUGCAGAGAGCAGGGGCCCCUUUCUGCACUUGCCGCCAGCCAAGGGAGGAUUCAGGCAAUGGUGGUCAGAUGUGGUGUUCCAUCAGUUCUUCCGGGAAGUGGUGGGGCUUGCCUCAUGGCAGUGAGGCCUUUGUUUCAGGGAGCAAUAUGAAUACCUUGAAGGAGGAUAGAAGAUACCCCACCCCCACCCCGCUGCAGAACAGAUGGGAUUCAGCCUCUGCUGUGAGCCCUAGGAGGUGGCAGGAUGUGUCUUCUCUUUACUUUUAUUUGGAAGUUCUUAGGGAAAUGAGGACCUAGUUGUGAAGGGGCAAGAGCAGCUUCAUGGAGGAGUCUCAGGCCCCACCACGGGUCAAUUUAAGGACUCAGAGCAUCCCCUUCACCAGAGCAGAUGGGACCCAGUGCUUCUCUUUUUUUUCUCUUUAAGAUUUUAUUUAUUUAUUCAUGAGAGACACACACAGAGAGAGGCAGAGACACAGGCAGAGGGAGAAGCAGGCUCCAUUCAGGGAGCCCGACGUGGGACUCGAUCCCAGGUCUCCAGGAUCACACCCUGGGCUGCAGAUAGCACUAAACCACUGCGCCACCAGGGCUGCCCGACCCAGUGCUUCUCUACCCUUGCUGUCAACAUGGGAGGGCCAGGGGCAUGGUUACUGAAUGUAGCCACCCUUCCUUUUUUUCUGUUUUGGGGGGUCCCAUGGAAGUAAGGACCUUGGUCUGAUGGGUAUAGCCUGAGUGCAGCCAAGGGAGGAGUACUGCGCUCUGCCAGGUGUUAAGAUAAGGACUCUAAGUAAGGGAGGAUUUAGAGGAUCUCUCAUGCUAUAAAGAGAUGUCUUACAGAAACUUGCCCCUGCUGUCAUCUUUGGAAAGCUCCACAGCAGGGUUGCCAAAUAAAGAGUGCUUCCUGAUUUCCACUUUGGGAGUCAGAGGGAGGAGAGGCUUUUUCUGGGGGUUGUAACCUCAGGUUGAUAGUAUAGUCCAGGCCCUGCCAGGCAUCAAGGAGAGGACCAUGAGGGAGGAUUGAGAGGACCUUCCACCUCAGGUAGAUGUGAUGUGGUCUUGGCCUGCCCUGAAAAUACCCCAAGGGAGAAGAGGCCCCAGCCAUGCCCCUCCUGUCAACCCCAAGAGUCCACAGACAAGGUUGGCUAGAUGAGACAUUUCCUUACUUUUGUCUGGGAGAGAGUCUUAGAGAGGUGAGGAUCUUGGUCUGAGGAGGUGACACAUCAGUUCAGAAGAGGGAGGAGUCCUAGGCUCUGUCAGGAAUCAAGGUAAGGACUCUUGGUGAAACCUAAGCCCCCCUUCCUGAAAAAGAGGACCCCACAGAAUCUCAGUCCUGGGAAGAUCUGAGCAGGGGUGGCCAGGUGGGAGGAACUCUCACUUCUGCUGCAGACUCUACCAAGAAUCAAGGGAAUAGAGUGGUUCAUGGAGGUGAGGUCUUGGUUGGAGGGAGAGACUUAAGGUCAGCAGAGGCUAGGACAGGCCUUACCAGGAGUGCAGAUGAAUAUCCUGAGGGAGGUUUGGGUAUAUUCACCAUGCUGGAAUGGACCCCGGGCAGGAGUGGCUGGAUUUGGUGUCUUUUUACUUUUGUUUGGAGUAUCCCAGGGAGGUGAAGGGCUUGGUCUGAGCUGGUGACAACAGCAGAGGGAGGAGUCCCAGGAUCUGUGACAAGUCAAGGUAAGGACCUGGAGCUGAGGUCCUUAGUCUGAGUCCGAAGGCAGGUCGACUGAAGAAGCCACGUCAGGUCAGAAGAGGGAGGAGUCCCAAGCUCUACCAGAGUCAAGGUUUCUAGGAGACAAACCAUUCAGCAGGACAAGAACCCUGUGAGGCCCUAGAGCACCCCCUGAAGAGCCUUGUCAUCAUGCCUCGCUCUUUAAAGCCUCUGCGCCUCACAUUUGAGCCAGACUUUCAGACCCCACAUGAAAUACAAGACCUGGCAGUAGCAUGUGUUCUCACAGCUGAGGAGGAGGAAGACGAGACUACUUCGGUUUCCUCUUGCUCUUUCACCUUCUCCUACCCCUCCACCUCCUUCUCCCCGCCUUCCUCUCCUAUGAUCCCAGCCUCUUCAGAGGAGGAAGAGAACCCUGCUGCAACACUGAGUCCUCCUCAGAGUCCUCAGAGCUCCUGCUCCUUCUCUGCAUCGUGCAGCACAUCAAAUGGAGUCUGCAACAGCCAAGAGCAGGGUUCAAGUUCCCCACAGACCUCAAAAGAUGCUGAAUAUUCUCCCAGAGAUCCGCUAGAUGAGUCAGUGGCUGAUUUGGUGCAUUAUUUGAUCCUCAAGUAUCGAUUGAAGGAGUCCGUCACAGAGGCAGAAAUGGUGAAGGUUGUCGCCGAAAGGUACAAGACACAAUUCUCUGUGAUCUUUAGGAAAGCUACCAAGUGCUUGGAAGUGAUCUCUGGCAUUGAUAUGAAGGAACUGAACCCCACCACUCACUCCUAUAUCCUUGUCAAUUCACUAGAUUUCAGUCAUGAGGAGAUGCUUAGCGACAACCAGAGUAUGCCUAAAAACGGUCUCCUGAUAAUCAUCUUGGGUGUGAUCUUCAUGGGGGGCAAUCGUGCCCUUGAGAAAGACAUCUGGGAUUUUCUAAAUAUAAUGGGAGUGUAUGCUGGGAGGGAGCAUUUCCUUUAUGGGGAGCCCAGGAAGCUCAUCACCAGAGAUUGGGUGCAGGAAAAUUACCUGGAGUAUCGGCAGACGCCUAACAGGGAUCCUCCAUGCUAUGAAUUCCUGUGGGGUCCCAGGGCUCAUGCUGAAACCAGUAAGAUUAAAGUUCUAGAGUUUUUGGCUAAGAUCAAAGGGAUUGACUCCAUUUCCUUCUCACACUGGUAUGAGAAGGCUUUAAAAGAUGAGAAAGAGAAGGCCCAGGACAGAGUUGGUGUUGUGGAUAAUACUUCUGCCGUAAACAUUGCAUAGCAUUGGCCAUCAGCUUCUCCUGCCCCAACUGAAGGGUGACACCAAAUAUUCACUCUGUAUUUGAAGAAGGCAGUCCUAGCUCUGAGGUAGAAGAGGGUCAGGGUCUGGCUGGGGAGAACACUGUGUACAACUUUGUGUUCCUGUUCUAUAUGGAUUAUUUGGAGGUUUACCUUUUUUUUUCCUUUUGGUAUUUUUCAAAUGUUAUUUUUAAUAGAAGAUUUUUUAGCUUUAGAAUAUAAGUAUGUAAAUGAAUUUGUUACACAUUUAUUGCUGUGUAUCAGAUUUAAGAAUAGGAGUUUUUAUAUUUUACAAAGAAACUGGGAAAUGUUCUAUCUUAUUUUGUGACCUGGAACAAGAUGAUAUGACACUGAAAUGGGAAUUUCCUUGGAAAUGUGAAAGAAAAUGGAGAAAAAAGUAUAAAAGGUGGUUAAAUUUUGGAUUCCCUUAACCACUUUAGUUUAUCGUUCUGUAAAACUAAAAGAUACGUACAUGAUUUGUUUGGCUUACUGAAGAAAAGUAGGUGUAAUUUCAAUAAAUCUUAUUUUAAAAA